Messenger RNA from Micromonas pusilla CCMP1545, 5411 nucleotides. RefSeq lists its product as uncharacterized. Gene Ontology annotation, biological process: telomere maintenance via telomerase. Lineage: Eukaryota; Viridiplantae; Chlorophyta; Mamiellophyceae; Mamiellales; Mamiellaceae. The transcript has 3 exons. The record is from RefSeq and is a predicted model, not a curated record. Gene Ontology annotation, molecular function: telomerase RNA binding; telomeric repeat DNA binding. Gene Ontology annotation, cellular component: telomerase catalytic core complex. The coding region runs from base 171 to 5411 and encodes 1746 amino acids.
CACGUUCGGGUCGCGACCGACGUCCACGCCGCGAUUCCACCCGACGCGGAGACGCGCGCCGGGAUGACGCGCGGCGUCGACGCGCGACUCCGCGGCGCGCGCGCGAGGCGCUGACGCGACGGACGCGUCCUAGCUAGGAGGAACCGACACCGAGAUCUCGUCGACGAAACAUGGCACCUCCCCCCGCCGAUCGUCCGCCGCGACCGCGACGUCGCGCGCCGCCGGUCCCCGCCGUCGUCCGAUGCGCGUACCCCGCCAUCGCGUCCCUGAGGGAGUGCGUCUACUCCGUCUGCGUCCUCGCCGGGCUCCCGACGCCGGCGCUGACGCGCGACGGCGACCCGCCCGCGUAUCUCGACGCGCUCCUUCGCCGGACGCUCGCGACGACGCGAUCGCGCGCGCCGAAGCUGCCGCCGUGGACGACGUUCGAGUCGCGCUCGAGCGUCCGCGAGAUCCUCGCGAGGACGCUCUCCGACAUGUUCAAGGCGCAGAGCGUGCCGAGCAACGUGCUGUGCUACGGCGCGCGGCGGCGGACGCCCGCCUACGCGACGCGACCGGCGCCGGGGAGGGGUGCCAACUCUUUGGACGGCUUCCUCGACGUCGACGUCGCGCACGCGUCCGCGGCGAGAGAGGCGCUGACGUCCGGCGUCUCCGGGGAGGCGUGGGCGCUGCUGCUCUCGCGCGUCGGAGACGACGUGCUGGCGCAUCUCCUCGCGCACGGCGUGAUCUUCGCGCCGACCGGGGACGAGUCCGGGGCGCAUCUCCAGCUGUGCGGGACGCCGCUGUCGCACACCGCGCGAGGGGUCUCGGCGGCGGCGUUUAAGCGAAGAGCCGCGCUGGCCGCCGCGGGGAGAGGGCGCGGUCGCGGCGGUCGCGGCGGUCGCGGCGGUCGCGGCGAGAGAGGCGAUACCGGCGACGCCGCCGCGGUCGGAGGAGGGAGAGGCGGCGGCGGUCGCGGCGGACGAGGACGCGGACGAGGACGAGGACGACGCCGCGGACGAAAAGGCGCCGAGGACGAAGCCGACGAGGACGUUAUCAUCGGGACGGCGUCCGCGCCGACGGACGAGGACUCGCCGGUGUCGACGACGAAAGCCGACGCGGGGGAGAGCCCUUCCGUGACGGUCGCGAAGUCGAUGUUCCGAGCCGCGAGCGGGUUCGUGAGGGGCGUCGUGACGUCGAAUCCGUUCAUGCGAUCCGUCGCCGCGGCGGCGCCGCCGCCGCCCGAGGCGCCGCCGGAGGCGCCGCCGCCGGCGAGGACGCGCGUCGACGACGAGUGGUCCGAAGACGAGGACUUCGUCGUCGAGAGCGUUCCCAAAGAAGACGCGGAGAAGGCGUCGUCGCCGCAGGACGCCACGGUCGCGACCGCGGCGAUGCGCGAGCCCCCGCGCCCGAGCAGCUGGCGGCGGAGGAAACUCGCGAGAGCAGCCGCCGCGGCGGAGGCGGCGGCGCGGGCGCCGCUCGAGCCGAGCGACGCGCGCGGCGGCGACGGCGGCGGCGAAUCGACCCCGUCCGCCGCGAAGCGAGGCCGCGUCGCGACGCCCGCGAACGAAUCAGUCGCGUGGGAUAAGCUCGGCGACGCCGCGGCGGCGACGACGACGACGACGACGCGCGCGGCGGCGCCGCGCGCGCGCCGGCAGCCGCCGCCGCCGUCGCCGUCGCGGAACCGCGCGCGUCCGCUCGACCGCCCGUCCGACGUCGUCUUCGACGCGGCUUCGUACAUGCGCAAGGUGUCGUACACGAAACUCCCCGGGCUCCCCCGACGACACGUUCUCGUCGCCGCGGGGAGGGGCGCGCGCGCGGCGCGGCGGGUGUACGCGGCGAUAUUCGGGAAGAUCACGCCGGGCGCGGCGGCGCCGGCGGCGCCGGCGGCGCCGGCGGGAAAAAAAUACAACAAGCCGAACGGCGCGCCGAUCAGGCCGAAGGCGUCGACGAAGAAGAAGCCGCCGACCGCGCGCCGCGUGCCUUUAAAGUACCGCAAGGCACUCGUCCCUCUGCUGUCGCUGAUGCUUCGACGCGAGGCGAAGUGCCCGUACGCGAAGCUGCUGAACCAUCACUGCCCGAUGCCGCCUCGCGUGACGACGCGGAGUCAACGCGACCGAAUCUCGCGGAGCGGCGAGAUGGACGCCGACGCCGACGCCGAAGCCGACGAGGACCCGACGCCGAAGUCGCUGCUCGCGUCGUUCACGCCCCCGCGCGCGGUCGCCGCGUUCUUGUGGUCGGUCAUCUCGAGGAUCGUCCCGAGGGAGAUGCUCGGCGGGGAGAAGACGCGGCGGGCGAUUCGCGCGUUUUUGUUGCGGCUCGUCGUCCUGCGACGGUUCGAGAAAUGCACGUUACACGAGGCGAUGCGAGGCGUGAAGACGAGCGACUUCAGGUGGCUGUGGGGCGAGCUCGCGGAGGCGACGAGCGAUGACCGCCGUCGCGGCGGGCCCGUCGCCGCGGCGGUGAAGCGGCAGCGGAUGCUCGAGCGGUGGAUUCGAUGGCUCGUCGCGGAGCUCGCGAUGCCGCUGAUUCGCGCGCACUUUUACUGCACGGAGACGGAAACGCACAGACUGCGGGUGUUUUACUACCGGAAAGGCGUCUGGGCGCGGCUCACGGCCGCGCACCUCGCGGCGAUGACGGACGACCCGAACCGCGAGACUCGCGCGGUGCGAUUCGGCGCCGACGUCGACGCGAACGACGCCGACGCCGCGGCCGACGCCGCGGACGCAGACGCCGACGAGACGGACGCCGAGCGCGCGCUCGCGCCGACGACGCCCACCGCCGGCGUCGCGUACCGCCGCCUUCCGCGCCGCCGCGCUCGACUCGUGUUACAGAGCCACCUUCUCGGGUUCGCGCGCCUGCGGCUGCUCCCGAAAGCGACCGGCCUGAGGCCGGUCGCGAUGCUCGGCCGACCCGCGGUGGCGUCGUUUCGCGCGCCGCGCGGCGCGAAGAAUCGCGAGGCGCUCGCGUUUCGACCCGUGAACACGUCUCUUCAGGCGGUCUUCGACGUCUUGAAGCACGAGGCUGGGUCUAUACCGGGCGUCAUGGGCGCGAACGUCAGCGACUACGGCGAGGUGUACAGACGAUUAGGGCCGUUCAUUCGGAAGUGGCGCGCGGCGCGGCGGAAGGAACGCGAACGCGCGGCGGCGGAAAUACGCCGCAGCUCCGGGAGCGGCGGCAUCUUCCGGGGGUUGUUCCGGUCGAGCCAGAGCCAAGACGCCGCGGAGGACGCCGCGGGCGCGGACGCGAAGGACGGCGACGUCGUGCGGGGCCCCGAGAGAACGACGCGGCCGCCGUUCAUCGUCGCCGCGGACGUCAAAGGCGCGUUCGAUUCCAUCCCGCUCAAGGCGCUCGAGAACGUCGUCAAGACGCUGAUAGGCUCGGACGAGUACUCCGUGACGCGCAUGGCGCACGUGAUGGGCGGUGCCGUGGGCGGGGUCCGCACGAAGACGCGGCGGAUCGCGGCGCCGGCGGGGACGAGCGUUCUCGCGCGCGUCGGCGGCGGGGACGGCGUCGGCGGUGGUCGACGAUUGAAAAAGAACGUCAAGCGCGGCGGCGGCGUCCUCAUCGACCUCGCGUCCCCGCACCGGUUCCACCGAGCUCAAGUCUUGGAGCUCCUUCGCGAGCACUUGCGUCGGAACAUCGUCCGCUCCGGCGGGGUCUACCUCCUCCAGACCGUCGGGAUCCCGCAAGGCUCCGUGCUCUCUUCGCUCUUGUGCGGCGUGUUUUACGCGCAUCUCGAGGCGACGCACGGGCUCGGUCGCGACGACGGCGGCGUCGGAAACGGACGCGGCGCGAACGUUCUUUGCCGGUGGACGGACGAUCUGCUUCACAUAUCCCACGAGCGCGCGCCCGCGGAGGGUUUUUUAUCCGCCGCGCUGGACGGCUUCGCGGAGUACGGCUGCGCGGUGAACACGGCGAAGACGUCUUUGAAUUUCGAUUUCACGCGCGCGGGCGCGGGCUCGCGCGCGCCCGUGGUCAUCCCGCGGCGCGAGGUCGUCGUCGGCGCCGGACCGCACGCGCGCAGGUGCGUCGCGUGGUGCGGGCUGCUCAUCGACAGCGAGACCCUCGAGAUCAAGGUGGACUACACGCGGUAUUCCGGCGAUUGGGCGCGAGAGGCGGUCACCGUCCCCGGAAAGCUCGGCUCCGGGAAAGCGAAGCCGUUCGAACACCUCGGCCGUCGCGUCGUCGCGUACCUCCGACCGAAGUGCGUCGUCAUCCUGUACGACCACUCGAUCAACUCGCCCUCGACCGCGCGCUUGAACGUGUACCAGUCGUUCCUGUUGGCGGCGGUGAAGCUGCACUGUUACGUCGCCGCGGCGUCCGACGCGGGCCAUCGAGGCGGGCCGUCCCCCGCGAUCGUCCACGCCGCGAUCGUCUCGGGGAUCAAGUACAUGGAGGGUGCGGUGCGGCAUCACAUGGCGGUCGCGCGCGCGACGCAUCACGGCGCGAAAGGGAGGAUCCAAAAGAGCCACGUGAAGUACCUCGGGCUGACCGCGUUUGUGAAAAUUCUGACGCGGAAGCAGACGAGACACGCGCGCGCGCUGCGGAUGCUGCGUCGGGACCUGAGCGCGCCCGCGAUGCGCGCGGCGGCGAGGCGGCUCGCGCCGGUCGUGGACGACCGGCUGUCUUCCAGACGACGACGCGACGCCGCGCGAGCUGAACGUUCGUUCCGAGCCUCGACAGACCUCGUUCGUUCUUUUUCCUCGGAGUCUCUGUCGAGGGCGCGCGCGCGUCCGCCGUUCGUCCCGCGCGUCCUCCCCGCACUCCCCCGCGCGCGCGCUCUCGUCUCGUCCCCCGACCUCCCCUCCCCCUAUGCCGUCGUUCUCGCGGGUCGGCGCCCUCGCCGCCGUCGCCGCGUGCGCGCUCGCCGCUGUCGGCGCGCACGCCGCCGACGAGCCCCCUUGCCCCACGAUAUCUCUGGAAGGCAUCGAGCAGCUCGCGGCGCCGUGCGCGGACGCGUCGAACGCGUGCAGCAUGAAGACCGGCUGCAUCGGCGCGAUCCAAGGCGCGUCGUCGUCGUCGUCGCCGCCGCCGCGGUCGUCGUCGCCGCCGCCGCCGCCGUCGUCGUCGUCCUCGCGUCGCCGGCCAAACUAAAACGCGAACAACUCCUUCCUUCCCUCUCCACAGAGUACAUCGAGCCGAGGCUGGACCUCUCCGUGUUCAAGUCGCAGCCGUCCGAGGAGUACGUGACCGGUUGCAUCGCGCCCUUCGCGCUGUCCCCGGAAGUCACGGAGACGAUCCCCACGGACACGCUCGGGACGCUCAUCACGUGCGACUUCACCGAGGUCACGGACGCGUUCAGAUCCAAGUGGGAGCGCGACGUCGCCAAAACCGCGGAGAAGGGCGAAGACGCGACAAAGGUUUCCGAAGCCGCGGACGACGCGGAGGACGUGACGGACGACGCCGCGGCGCCGUCGCCGGCGCCGAUGUGA